AAAGUCAUCGAUUUUAAAGUAAAUUUGUUGAUAUUCGCGCCUAGCAAUAACAAAAACCAAAAUCCUAUUAUAGGUCAAGCAAUAUUUUGUUACGAUUGUCACUCGGAUCAUGGAACGUGUAAUGACGGAAAAUGUGAUGGAAUCGUUUGCAUAAAGAUGGAAACAUCGAAUAAAGAUAACGAAAGGAGAACUGUACAAAAGGGCUGUGGUGAUGAUAUCGAAGAAAACGGUUGUCAACAAAGUGGAUUUGGAUCAAAAUGGACAUCGCGAUGUGUAUGUGAUCGAUCUUGGUGUAAUGGUGAUGAACAACUCGCUGCAUCAGGUCUUGAAUCAUCAUCUGGCACUGUUAAUACAUCACUUCCAAAAACACAAUUAGCACUUAUACUAUUUAUUUUUGUUUUCCUUGCUGCCUCAUGCUUACUUCUUAUUUUUAACACGAUUUGUGUUCAAUGUUCUCAAUAA
Dracunculus medinensis (Guinea worm) is the source of this 462-nucleotide messenger RNA. The record is from the annotation of a GenBank genome assembly. Lineage: Eukaryota; Metazoa; Nematoda; Chromadorea; Rhabditida; Dracunculidae.